GUCUUCAUUUACUGGGUGUGGUUUUCAGACAGAGUUCCGUUAGCAGGAAAUCAAGCUUUAGAUUCACUCAUUGCGGAACAGCGUAACUCUUAGAAAAAUAAAGGAUUCGUACAUAGGCUGUAUACUCAAAACAACCAUAUAUUUAGAAAAAAUCCUGCGCUUGCUCGUCUGAGAUUGCUGGGACUGUCCGUUUCCUGCCUGCGUAGUCUAUCUGAUGGAAAAAAGUUUUUGUUGAAGUUUCCAUUGAAUCUCUCCAUUUCUGAAAUCUGUGAUCAGAGACAAACACGACUUAAAAUGCCGAAAACGAUCAGUGUGCGAGUUACCACCAUGGAUGCGGAGCUGGAGUUUGCCAUCCAGCCCAACACAACUGGCAAACAGCUUUUUGAUCAGGUGGUAAAGACCAUUGGGCUCCGAGAGGUUUGGUUCUUUGGACUGCAGUACCAGGACACCAAGGGCUUCUCCACAUGGCUGAAGCUCAACAAAAAGGUGACGGCACAGGAUGUGCGGAAGGAGAGCCCACUGCUCUUUAAGUUCCGGGCCAAGUUCUACCCUGAGGAUGUGUCAGAGGAGCUGAUCCAGGAGGCCACACAGAGGCUUUUCUUCCUGCAGGUGAAGGAGGGGAUCCUCAAUGAUGACAUCUACUGCCCCCCCGAGACUGCAGUGCUGCUGGCCUCCUACGCCGUGCAAGCCAAGUAUGGGGACUACAACAAGGACGUCCAUGCACCCGGAUACCUGUCCAAUGAUAAGCUCCUUCCUCAGAGAGUCCUGGAACAGCACAAGCUGAACAAGGAACAGUGGGAGGAGAGGAUCCAAGUGUGGCACGAGGAGCACAAGGGCAUGCUCAGAGAGGAUGCUAUGAUGGAAUACCUCAAGAUUGCCCAGGACCUUGAGAUGUAUGGCGUCAACUACUUCAGCAUCAAGAACAAGAAAGGCUCAGAGCUUUGGCUGGGAGUGGAUGCACUGGGGCUCAAUAUUUACGAACAGAGUGACAAGAUGACACCGAAAAUUGGAUUCCCUUGGAGCGAAAUUAGAAACAUUUCCUUCAAUGACAAGAAAUUUGUCAUCAAACCAAUUGACAAGAAAGCGCCGGACUUUGUGUUCUACGCCCCACGGCUUCGCAUCAACAAGCGCAUCUUGGCCCUGUGCAUGGGGAACCAUGAGCUGUACAUGCGGCGCCGCAAGCCUGACACCAUUGAAGUCCAGCAGAUGAAGGCCCAGGCUCGUGAAGAGAAGAACCACAAGAAAAUGGAGAGGGCACUGCUGGAGAACGAGAAGAAGAAACGUGAAAUUGCCGAGAAGGAAAAGGAAAAGAUUGAGAAGGAAAAGAUAGAGUUGAUGGAGAGACUGAGACAGAUUGAGGAGCAGACGAAGAAAGCUCAGCAAGAACUGGAGGAACAGACAAAGCGGGCCCUCGAGCUGGAGCAGGAGCGCAAACGUGCCCAGGAGGAGGCAGAACGGCUGGAGAAGGAGCGCAGGAUGGCAGAAGAGGCCAAGGCCGCGCUGCUCCAGCAGUCUGAGAACCAGAUGAAGAACCAGGAGCACCUGGCCACUGAACUAGCUGAGCUGACUUCCAAGAUCUCACUCCUGGAGGAUGCCAAGAAGAAGAAAGAGGAAGAGGCCACAGAAUGGCAACAGAAGGCCACCUCAGUGCAGGAGGACCUGGAGAAGACCAAAGAAGAGCUGCGGAACAAAGUGAUGGCGGCCCACGUGCAGGAGCCCGUGCACGCCGAGAACGAGCACGACGAGAAUGACGAGAGCAGCGCCGAGGCCAGCGCCGAGCUGACAUCCGCUGCUGCCUACAAGGACCGUAGCGAGGAGGAGCGCAUGACCGAGGCCGAGAAGAAUGAGCGCGUGCAGAAGCACCUACUGGCUCUGAGCUCAGAGCUGGCCAACGCCCGUGACGAGAGCAAGAAAACGGCGAAUGACAUCAUCCACGCCGAGAAUGUUCGGGCAGGGCGGGACAAGUACAAGACCCUGCGGCAGAUCCGGUCGGGUAACACCAAGCAGCGCAUCGACGAGUUUGAGUGCAUGUGAUCACUGUCGACCAAUGGCACUGGCGGAACCACUACAGGGGAGCCACGACUGGGCCUUUUCCACUUCGCUGCAAACCUGCCUUAACCAAGCUACUGUGCCUUCUCCAAACAGGGUCAAUUUAGGAUAUCAAAGUUCCAGGUCAAUAUACUUUAUGUGAGUAAUUCUGUCUGAAUCCCAUUAGAAGAGUUGCAGUUAUAAGAAACAGUGUUACAGUGUCCCUAAAUUAUCCUUCUAGCAAGCAUCCUUAAUUAAGUCAAUGCUUUCAUUUGAUUUUGUUUGACUGGUUAAUGUGUGAUUUUUUUCCUGUUUUUUUUUUUCUAAUUCUUCGAAUGAACACCCAGUUUGUUCAUACGUAUACUACGACACACACCCACAUGAAGUUUAGGCAUUCCUAUCUUUGUUAUCCAUCAUGCAUCAGUUUGAUUUGGGAAUUCCAAUGUUAAGUACACAUUUCACUUCUUUGUAUGUAUACCCAUGACCUGUUUUGCUCUUAAAUUAACCUUGAAGAAAAAUGUCAAGCUCAGAACAAUUUCAUCUUGGUAUUUGAGUAGGGCACCAAAUUCAGUUUAACCACAAAGUGCCCUGUUCUUUGUUAUGAGUUGUGAACGUAAACAAGUGUUUCUAAGAUAUUAAAAUAAUAAUUAAUUAAUUACUGAACAAAGAACGUCACAUGGUGGUUAGGCUAAAUUUGGACAGAAGCUUGUUAGGUUGACAAUUAUGAGAGGGAGUCAAUACUCAGGUGCUAAACAUUAAUAAGAAAUUCAAGCAUUUUUCCAAGAAGGGGAUCAGUACAAAUUUUUUUCUCACACAGUAAAGCACACGUAUUGCGCUUAGCAAAUUAUAGAAGUCAAAAACAAUAAUAAGGCCAACUGGUCUCAGUUAAAAAACAGUGCCACAGAACAAGAGCAGGUUUGUUUCUUGGAGGGCCCAUCACCAUUAGUCACUUCAGUAAAUCAAGAAGAUAAUGUAACAAAAUGCUUUUUUUAGUUUUUACUUUAUUAUAAUUUUAAGCUUUUCAUGAUUGUUUACUUUUUGGAUGAUAUUGAGUCAAUUAAAAGCACUCCACUUAUUCUUUAAAGCUUUGGAAGGCAAAUCCUUUGCAGUAUCAUAUUCAAGAAGUAUUAGAGUAAAUGAAACAGUGUUCAGUGCUGGAAUGUCACAGUUGCUCUUUUGUAGUGGGAUACAUAUUUCUGAAUGAUCCUUAUAUUACAAGUGUAUCCGCUAUGACUCAUAGCCAUGCACAGUAGAAGUUAGAGAUUCUUUUUUAUAUAUAACAAAUCUUUGCAAAAUCUUCUUUAAUAUGAGGCAUUGGCUGCUUUGAAGUAUCCAAGUGGUUUUGCAGUUUGCCUCAUUUUUAUUGGUUUAUCUGUAGUAAAAUAAGAAAAAAAUCAUGAUUCUGUGGAAAAGAUGGGUGUAUUACUAUGUCAGAGUCCAUUUCUAGUGUUUUGUUAAUUAAAUUAUAUGAGCAACCGAAGAUCAUCAUUCAAAGGCUGAAUGAUGUCUGUUAUGUUGAUAUUGCAUUGCUAUUUCAGCACCGGGCAGUGCCUUUCAUUAAAAGAAUAUACGUUGGCUGCUUGAAAAGUUUUCAU
Molecule: messenger RNA, 3623 nt
Organism: Megalops cyprinoides (Indo-Pacific tarpon)
Lineage: Eukaryota; Metazoa; Chordata; Actinopteri; Elopiformes; Megalopidae
Gene: msna
Product: moesin a
Exons: 13
Coding region: 295-2034 (579 amino acids)
Biological process (GO): positive regulation of early endosome to late endosome transport; regulation of organelle assembly; regulation of cell shape
Cellular component (GO): microvillus; apical part of cell; cytoskeleton
Molecular function (GO): cell adhesion molecule binding; actin binding
Source: RefSeq, a predicted model, not a curated record